AGAGCUCCUUGUCCGUGGGACUCCCCUCACCCACAUAGGGAUCCCCAUAGGGCCCCCAGCCCUGGGACCCUCAUAGGGCCCUCAGACCCCCCCCCGUCAUUUGCUUAGGGACACUCAUAGGCCCCCCCCCCCCCCAAGCCCUGGGACCCCCCCAGGAAGGCCUCCACAGGCCCUUGGGACCACCCUGCAGCCCCACAGGGCCACCAGGCCUGGGACUUCCACCCCACCCCAGGGAGACCCCCUAGGACCCCCCUCACCCCCUAGAGAGACCUCCGUAGGGCCCCCUGCCACUGGGACACCCCUUUCCCCUUGCAGGGAUCCCCAUAGGGACCUCACAGCCAAGAGACCCCCCAUAAGGCCUUUUGUCCCUCGGACACCCCCCUGCCCUUCCCCCCCCCAGGGAUCCCCAUAGGGCCCCCAGCCCAGGGACCCUCAUAGGGCCCUGGCGUCCACCCUCACCUGCAUAGGGACCCCACUGAGACCCCCUGGCCCAGGGAUGCUGGGGGCUUGGGUGCUGGGCAGGGCCAGCCCUGGGGCCAGGGGGUGCCAGGGGGCACUGACACCCCCCCCCCCCCCGGUGCCCCCCAGCUGCAGACCAUGAGGCGGCGGGGGGAGCGGGUGCCCAGGGAGAAGGCAGCGGUGGCCGCAGAAGAGGAGAUGAAGAGCACGGAGAGGAAGGCUGAGCAGGGCACAGAGGAGUACCAGUGCACCGGCCUCCUGGAGCAGGACUUUCCCGAGCUCUGCACCCGGGCUGGCAUCGCCAGUGUCCCCAAAGUCACCCUCCAGCCACCCCCAAGCUUCCCUGCCAAUGAGGAGCCCGCCGAGCUACCGCUGGCGGAGGUCCUCGCCCACAUCCAGCGCAAGUACAGCUGCUUCCAGCCCUGCAUCCAGGUGGAGAGGGAGCACGAGGACCCCCGGAGUGUCCGUGCCAUCUUCCUGCGAGGCUGGAAGAUCGAGGGGGACAUGCUGGGGGUCCUGAGCCAGUGCCUGCCCGCCCUGGCUGGCCUGCAGGCAGUACACCUCUGGAAGGUUGGGCUGACAGAGCGGCUGCUCCCUGCGUUGGCGGCACUGCUGGCACACUGUCCUCAUCUGCGGAUGCUCAGCCUGGAGGGAAACCCCUUGCCCGAGCCCACCUUCCACACGCUGAUGGGGAGCAACAGCACGCUGGCCCACCUCUCGCUGCGCAACAACAGCAUCGGGGACGCGGCCGCCCGGUUCAUUGGGCAAAGCCUUUCCACCCUGAGCUCCUCCAACAGCCUGGUCUCGCUUGUCCUCAGCUUCAACCGCAUCUCGGACCUUGGAGCCGGCUACAUUGCCAAGGGCUUGCGCUUGAACCGCUCCCUGCUCUCUCUGUCUCUGGCGAACAACGAUAUCGGCGACGUGGGGGCCACCAGGCUCGCCGAGGUCCUGGGGCCGUUUGCGCUGACGCAUGCCGAAGUGGUAGAGAGGAGGCGGCUGCUCUUGGCGGAGGCGCUGGGAUGGUUCCGCAAGACCCCAAAAGAGAUGGAGGAACAGAGCGAGCGUCCCUCCAGCCUGCGUGGCAGCAUGGCCCCCAACAAGCUGCCCCCGGCCAAGCACGGCAAAACCCCCGCCAAGAAGAAGGAGCCGCUGCGGAGGGAGGAGGCCAGACAGUCCAAGAAGCCACCAGAGCUGAGAGCUGCCCGCAGCAGAGAUGCAAAACUGAGUGGCCAGGAGAAGCCGAGCCCAGAGGUGCCGGAUCCGGCCAAGCCACUGCACCCGCUACUGGAGGCGGCCAGGCAGCACCAGGGCAGCAUCAUCCUGCCGGGAAACCGGGCACUCCUCAACCUCAACCUGACCCACAACCACAUCACCGAACGGGGCCUCGGUGCGUUCCUGGCGGCACUGGAGGGGCAGCAGCAGGAGAAGAAGCCAAAAAUGCCAGGACAGCAGGGGCUGCUGUGCCUCUCCCUGGAGGUGAGCCAGGUGGGUGAUGGGGCUGGCAUCGCCAUGGGACAGGGCCUGAUGCCCCGCUUCCCCACAGAAGAACCGCAUCCCUCCCACCAGCCCAGCCUUCGCGCGGCUCCAGGAGCUGCUGCCGCCGCUGCAAGACCCCCUCCCCAAAACCCAGGGCCAAGAGGAGGAGCAGGAACUGGGCACCUAGCUGGCCCCCGAGGAGCUGCACAGGUGCCCACGGGUGAAGGAGAGCUCGCUUCUUGCCUUUUCUUUAAACAACAAAAAAAAGAAAUCAAAACCUUUACCGUAAAAAGGAGGAAAAUAAACCAGAUGAUACAGUGUCGAACAGCAACCGCUCAGUCUUGACUCUAUUAUAUAUAAUAUAUAUAUCAGACACCCCAGCGCUGGCCUCGCCGCGACAUCUGGGAGGGGGAGAAGG
This is a messenger RNA of Harpia harpyja (harpy eagle), 2353 nucleotides long. RefSeq names its product leucine rich repeat containing 71 (gene LRRC71). The transcript is spliced from 14 exons. Bases 598 to 2280 code for a protein of 560 amino acids. The record is from RefSeq and is a predicted model, not a curated record. Gene Ontology annotation, molecular function: protein binding. NCBI's taxonomy places the organism in Eukaryota, Metazoa, Chordata, Aves, Accipitriformes, Accipitridae.